AUGGGCGCUUCUCUUCCUCCCAGAGAGUCUAACCUCUUCAAGCUUAUUGUUAAAUCCUAUGAAACCAAACAAUACAAAAAGGGUCUCAAAGCAGCAGAUGCUAUUUUGAAAAAAUUCCCAGACCAUGGAGAAACUUUAUCAAUGAAGGGGUUAACAUUGAAUUGUAUGGAUCGUAAGUCUGAAGCAUAUGAAUUGGUUCGCCAAGGAUUGAAGAAUGACCUUAAAAGUCAUGUUUGUUGGCAUGUAUAUGGUCUUCUUUAUCGGUCAGACAGAGAAUAUAGGGAAGCAAUAAAGUGCUAUCGAAAUGCAUUGAAAAUAGAUCCUGACAAUAUUGAAAUACUGCGGGACUUGUCACUCUUACAGGCUCAAAUGCGAGAUUUAACUGGCUUUGUUGAGACACGACAACAACUCCUGACUCUCAAAUCAAAUCAUCGCAUGAACUGGAUUGGCAUGGGUUGGGUGGUGUUGCAUUCUUGUAGGUUCUGGGAUGUGAUGAGACUGGGUAAUGUUGUGGGUGGAGAUUGGGGAACCAAUGUUGUGGGUGGAGAUUGGGGAAUCAAUGUUGCUAUUGAAAUUCUUGAAGCAUAUGAAGGGACAUUGGAAGAUGAUUAUCCUCCAGACAAUGAACGGUGUGAGCAUGGGGAAAUGCUUUUGUAUAAGAUCUCCUUGUUGGAAGAGUGUGGAUAUUUUCAGAAAGCUCUUGAGGAGUUGCAGAAGAAAGAGUUAAAAAUUGUUGAUAAGCUUGCAUAUAAAGAACAGGAGGUCUCACUUCUAGUCAAGCUUGGCUGCUUAGAAGAAGGGGAGAAAUUGUACCGGGCAUUACUUUCCAUGAAUCCUGACAACUAUAGAUAUUAUGAAGGCCUCCAAAAAUGUGUUGGAUUAUUUUCAGAAAAUGGCUAUUUUUCUCCUGAUGAAAUAGAUCAGUUAGAUGCCUUGUACAAAACACUUGGGCAGCAAUAUAAGUGGUCUUCUGCUGUUAAGAGAAUACCACUGGAUUUUUUACAAGGUGAUAAAUUUCGAGACGCAGCAUAUAGUUAUAUUAAGCCUCUCCUAUCUAAGGGUGUACCAUCUCUUUUCUCUGAUCUUUCUUCGUUAUACAAUCAACCUGGGAAGGCCGACAUUUUGGAACAGAUCAUUCUUGAGUUAGAGAGUUCAAUUAAGUCCAGUGGUCAAUACCCUGGAUGUUUUGGUACUUUGGAACUCUUGUCUUCUUGUAUAACAACCAAGCUUCAUCCUCUAUUCAGUAUGGAAAAAGAGCCACCUUCAACCCUGAUGUGGAUUUUGUUCUUCUUGGCCCAGCAUUAUGAUAGACGGGGCCAAUAUGAAGUUUCUCUUUCUAAAAUUGAUGAGGCUAUUCAUCACACACCUACUGUUAUUGAUCUGUAUUCGGUCAAGAGUCGGAUACUGAAGCAUGCUGGUGAUUUGGUUGCUGCUGCUGCAUUUGCAGAUGAAGCUAGGUGUAUGGAUCUUGCUGAUCGUUAUGUAAAUAGUGAAUGUGUUAAGCGCAUGCUGCAGGCUGAUCAGGUGGCUUUGGCAGAAAAAACUGCUGUAUUGUUCACAAAAGAUGGUGAUCAACACAACAACCUACAUGAUAUGCAGUGCAUGUGGUCUGUGUCUAAUGAUGUGUACGAGCUUGCCUCUGCUGAAAGCUAUUUCCGCCAAGGUGAUCUUGGACUGGCUCUAAAGAAAUUUCUAGCAGUGGAGAAGCAUUAUGCAGAUAUUACAGAAGAUCAAUUUGAUUUUCAUUCAUACUGCUUAAGGAAAAUGACAUUGCGGACAUAUGUGGAAAUGCUUAAAUUUCAAGACCAAUUGCAUUCACAUGCAUACUUCCAUAAAGCAGCUGCUGGAGCUAUCAGAUGUUACAUCAAAUUGCAUGAUUCUCCUCCAAAGUCAACAGCUGAGGAAGAUAAUAACAUGUCGAAGUUGCUUCCUUCUCAGAAAAAGAAAAUGAGGCAAAAACAGAGAAAGGCAGAAGCAAGAGCUAAGAAAGUAAUCACUGGUACUGCUUUUGUCGGGAAAUUCUUACGGGAAAGUAUUCAUGAGGCAGAAGAAAAAAAUGAAGAAUCAAGUGCCAGUGGAGUAUCAAAGUCUGGGAAACGGCAUGCAAAACCUGUUGAUCCAGAUCCACGUGGUGAAAAAUUGUUACAGACGCCUCAUGCUAGAGCACUUUGGAUUGUAAAUACACAUAAUGCCCAUGCCAUGCUCACUCUACCUUGUGUUGAAGAUCCAUUAUUGGAAGCCACAAAAUACUUGAAGCUGCUUCAGAAGAAUUCACCUGACUCAUUGGAGACACACUUUCUCUCUUUUGAAUUAUAUAUGAGAAAACAGAAAAUUUUACUUGCCUUCCAGUCGAGGGGCCUUUGUGGUGUGAUUGCUGUGAAGCAGUUACUGAGGUUGGAUGCUGAACAUCCUGAUUCUCAUCGUUGUCUGAUUAAAUUCUUCAAUGAAGUGGGAUCCAUGAAUGCGCCUGUGACUGAAAGUGAGAAACUUGUUUGGAGUGUCUUGGAAGCUGAGCGCCAAACUAUUAGUCAGCUGCAUGGGAAAUCUCUGUUUGAGACAAAUAAUUCUUUCCUUGAAAAACAUGAAGAUUCUUUGAUGCAUAGAGCUGCUUUUGGAGAAAUGUUGUAUAUUUUGAAUCCCAACAGAAGGCCUGAGGCUGUCAAGUUGAUUGAAGGGUCAACAAAUAACCUUGUGCCAAGAAAUGGUGCGCUUGGACCGAUUGGGGAAUGGAAACUUAAAGAUUGUAUUGCAGUUCAUAAGCUCCUUGGAACUGUUCUUGUUGAUCAGGAUGCUGCAUUAAGAUGGAAAGUGCGUUGUGCCGAGUUUUUCCCAUACUCCACGUACUUUGAGGGCAGUCAUAGCUCUGCCGUUAAUCAGAUAGGCAAGAACACUGAAAAUGGGAGUUCUAAUCAUGAGGAAUCCGCCCCAUCAAAUGGGCAACUAGAGGCAUUUAAAGAUCUCACUAUCGGAGGAAGUUGA
This is a messenger RNA of Sphenostylis stenocarpa, 2979 nucleotides long. The record is from the annotation of a GenBank genome assembly. Lineage: Eukaryota; Viridiplantae; Streptophyta; Magnoliopsida; Fabales; Fabaceae.